AUGACGUUUGAAAACUUUCAAAAUAUCUACGAAAAAACAAUUGAUCUGAGCUCGAUUAAGACUUGUUGGAUGUUUGAUGGAACAAUUCAUGAAGCAGAGAAAGAUUACCCGGAUAGAGGAUACACUUGCACGGUUAAGAUUCCUGGAUGGGUUGCGGACGAAAAAGAGGCAAAAGAUUAUUGCAAUAGUAAAUUACCGUUUUACAUCACUGGACAUCGACCAGGCGGAGCUUCAACUAGAUGUACAUUCCUGGUUACGGUUGCAUGUGAACCCGAUUAUUGGCAAAUUCUCGGGAAAUGCUACAAAGUGUAUGAUGGAAAGUUCACGUAUAAAGAAGCUGAAGACACUUGUUCGAAGCAAUCAGUCGGACCUGAAUUGUCUCCAAAAGUAGCAAAUUUCUUUGCGAGAAAUAUGCAUCUGUUUCUAAUGGAGAUUGAAAACAUCCGAAAAGCCUGGGUGUCAGUGCCAAAUCUUGAAGAUUAUUACGAAAAUGGGAAAGGCCACGCAGCUGUCUAUGUACAAGAUGCAGCGUACAGGCACGAUGAACGUGUUGGUUCCAUCAUGAUGUUUGAUCAAAAUUCGGAGCAUCAAGUGAUAUGUGAGUACACUCCACCGAUGACCAUGGCUGAGAUGUACUAUUUGGCACAUCGAUACUCUGAAAUUUAUCCGAUACAUGUGUACAAACAUGGUGCUAUCAUUCCAACGCAAAGUUAUUACACAAUCACUCAAUUGCAAGGAAAAGAAAUGUACAAUACUCAAGAACUGAAGGAUGCAUGUAAGGGAGUUGGAAACAUUCUUAAUGUGGAAAGUUUCCCCAUCACGGCAAUUGAGCAAGAGUUCGAGGAUGUUAAGCCUUAUUUGAAAGAUCACCAAUUUUCACUUGUGGAUGCUUAUAAAAAUGAUGGUUGCUCGAGUGGAGACUAUUUGACAGAGGGUAAACAAGUAUAUCUUGGUGGAACUGCAAAGACUGGGCACUGCGAUGCUCACAGCUGCAUUGUAAAAUUUUAA
Molecule: messenger RNA, 1008 nt
Organism: Caenorhabditis elegans
Lineage: Eukaryota; Metazoa; Nematoda; Chromadorea; Rhabditida; Rhabditidae
Gene: clec-182
Product: C-type lectin domain-containing protein
Exons: 4
Coding region: 1-1008 (335 amino acids)
Source: RefSeq, marked reviewed